This is a messenger RNA of Cucurbitaria berberidis CBS 394.84, 2518 nucleotides long. RefSeq names its product DUF590-domain-containing protein. Gene Ontology annotation, molecular function: chloride channel activity. The record is from RefSeq and is a predicted model, not a curated record. Gene Ontology annotation, cellular component: cortical endoplasmic reticulum. Gene Ontology annotation, biological process: chloride transmembrane transport. The transcript is spliced from 4 exons. NCBI's taxonomy places the organism in Eukaryota, Fungi, Ascomycota, Dothideomycetes, Pleosporales, Cucurbitariaceae. Bases 11 to 2308 code for a protein of 765 amino acids.
CUUCCUGGGAAUGUCGACGCAAAAAGAGGGGCCCGUCCCUGGAAUACCCUACUUUACCUCGCUCUCCUCCAACAUCUACCUCCUCAAGACCGCCCUGCUCACCUCGAGCUCAUCGUCAGCCAUGGCGAAAUCUCAGGCGCUUCAAUCCAACCUGGACGUCGACUACGUGAUCAGCUAUCGGUUUGCAAAGACUGACAAGGCCACGGCUGCUGCCAAGUUCGAAAAGCUGUGUGAGGCGCUGUCAAAUGUCGGCCUGCAGACCGAAGUCCGCAAUGGAGACUCGCACUCGGUGCUCCUCUUCGUGAGGGUUGCUUCCGAUGAGCACCUGUUCGGUGAAGUGUACAGAUCACGCGUCCGCGAUUGGAUCCACGGCGUGCGAGCUGCUGCCCCGUCAAAGGAGACCCGCGAAUCCCUCGAAGCAGAGCCCCUCUACGAAGCCGAGAGACUACGAACCAUAUACCAGCUCAUCACAAACCCAGUGUCUGAAGGCGGCGCCGGCAUCACACCCAAGGAGGGCGAGUGGGAGAGCGUCGAGUCCAUCUUCGCCCUGCACGACCAUGCCUAUAAUAAGGAUUGGAUCAAAAAGUGGUCUUCACAGUGGUUCCUCAAUACCGAGGAUCUUGAUGACAUCCGAAAUCGUCUGGGCGAAAAGAUUGCCUUCUACUUUGCCUUUACACAGUCCUACUUCACCUUCCUCGUCUUCCCAGCCGCAUUCGGAUUCGCCGCAUGGCUCGUGCUCGGUUCCUUCUCUCCUAUCUACGGCAUCGUGAGCGCCGUGUGGUGCACUGUCUUCACUGAGUACUGGAAGCAGCAGGAGAUCGACCUCGGGGUUCGAUGGGGCGUCAAGGGCGUCUCUAAGAUCGACAUCAAGAGGAGAGACUUUCAACAUGAGAAGACCAAUACAGACCCCAUCACUGGCGAACAGGUCGGCUUCUUCUCUGCCUCGAAGCGCUUCCAGAGGCAGUUGUUGCAGAUACCGUUCGCUCUCAUUGCAGCCUUGUCUCUUGGAGCUGUCAUCACAACCUGCUUCGGCAUUGAAGUGUUCAUUUCGGAGGUCUACAAUGGCCCGCUUAAGAGUGUCCUCGUCUUCAUCCCUACCGGCAUCCUCACAACGGUCAACCCUAUCCUUAAUACGCUUCUUACGCAGGUCGCUACUCGACUCACCGACUUCGAAAACUACGAGACCGCGGCCGCACACGACACAGCUCUAACCCAGAAGAUAUUCGUCAUGAACUUCAUCAUGUCCUACCUCGGUAUCUUCUUGACAGCAUUUGUCUACGUCCCCUUUGGUACCCUCAUCGUACCGCAUCUCGAUAUCUUUAAUGUAGCUGUGCGACCUUUCGCCGAGGAUGAGAAGCAACUCCACCAUACAACCACCAGCUGGAGCAUCAAUCCUGAUCGUCUUCGCAAGCAAGUCAUCUACUUCACCGUGACUGCCCAGGUUGUCAACCUUGGCAUGGAACUCAUUGUACCAUACCUUAAGCGUCGUGGCUUCGCCAAGUUCAAGCAAUUCCAGUCGGCAAGGGCCGCAAAGAACGGCGGAGCAUCACCUUCUGCUGCUGCCAAUGACUCGCCAGAGGACUCCGCAUUCCUCGAACGCGUGAGGAAAGAGGCCGAACUCGACGUCUACGACGUCACCGCCGACCUUCGAGAGAUGGUUGUUCAAUUCGGUUACCUCUCCCUCUUCUCUGUCGUCUGGCCCCUUACCGCCGUAUCAUUCCUCAUAAAUGACUGGAUCGAGCUCCGCGCCGACGCCAUGAAGAUAUGCGUCGAAAUGCAACGUCCUGUCCCCUGGCGCGCAGACACCAUCGGUCCCUGGCUCGACUCGCUUUCCUUUCUUACCUGGUUGGGAAGUCUCACCACAUCAGCCCUUGUAUACAUGUUCUGGAACCAGAGCGCAGGCCCUGGCGGCAAUCCCUCCACCAUCCAACUUUGGGCACUCCUCCUCACCGUCUUCUUCUCCGAGCACCUCUUCAUCCUGUUCCGUUGGGCAGUCCGCAUUGUUAUCUCCAAACUUGACUCUCCUGGUCUGCAGAAGGAGCGUCGUGAUCGCUUCCUUGUGCGCAAGCAAUACUUUGAGGAGAACCUUAGUGCGAUGGAAAAGAUUCCUAGGAUGACUGACAAUGGCGGGGAGAUUACGAGAAGGAGCCUCGAGGACGAUGCGAGGCAGUCUAGUCUCAGUGAUAGUACGCCUGAGGGGAGGUUUUGGGGACGACAGAGGGGCUGGAGGGAGACUGCGACCGUAGCGAAGGGGUUGAUUGAGCAGGCCCAGAACGAGACGACUACGGAGAGGAAAAAAGAGCUGUAGGUUCAGAUGGCGGAUGAUGGAAUACUUCCAUCAGCAAACUGAGGGCUGGCGAGACAAUGCAGUUGGUAGCUGGGGAGUGAUCCAAUUGCCUGACGACAUUGAUGACUUGAGCAUUAUCAGCAUGGCGUUCCUCGUAGGGGUCUCAAAAAGUACAUAGCAUGAGUAGCAAUACACGAAUAUAUUUGAGAGAUCAUGAGUUGAGCACAGGAU